AUGGAGUAUCUUAAAAGCAACUUUUUAACACAAGUCGACGAUGGUAGUCAAAUGGAAUAUUUCGAACCUCCCAUUUUUCCAUACGAUGGACCUUCCAAUCACCAGGAAAUUUUCCAUCCAGGAUACUACCCUGUACUAUGUGACUAUAGGGCCAUGGAGAGGAGCUUCGAAAUCCCAGGCCUGGCUUCCAGUCAGUGUGAGUGGUCAGAGUGGAGUGGUACUCAAGUUAUGGUGAAGCAAGAAAAUGAUUUGGAAACAAUAGCAACGACAUCCGGUGUUAGCGAAGAAGAAGUCAGCUCGCCGACGGCUGGGCGGAAGGAGCGCACGGCUUUCACUAAAACUCAGAUUCGAAGCCUGGAGGAAGAGUUUUCGAGAGCAAACUACCUCACUAGACUUCGCAGAUACGAAAUUGCUGUGGCUUUGCAUUUGACGGAGCGGCAGGUGAAAGUAUGGUUCCAAAACAGAAGAAUGAAAUGGAAAAGGACAAAGAGUACUUCGAAGCGCAUCAAAAAGAAGGAAUAAUCAGUUAAUAAUAAUUAAAAUUAAGGUAUAUACGUAGUAGCUUUAAUACCGUUCUAGGGAAAAUUUAAACUAUUUUUAAAUUUACGAUAUUUAUAUAGCUUUACUUUCUUAACUCUUACUUAGUGAAAAUAAUUAAGAAAACACAAAAAUCUGGAGAUAAGGAUAUGUUUAUUAGACAAAUACAUACCUCCGGCACACAACACUGUGUGCCGAACAUAAAACUAAAAAAUAAUAUUGUAAACUAACACACUAUCUUUGGAAGAAACUAAACAUCCGGGCUAUGAGGGCCUACAAUUUGUUCAAAACAAGUGAGCAAUGUCCACGAACUGACCGAAACAGAAACAACGCGUGAAACUUCCAAAUACUAAAAUACUAGCAGUAUCAUAACAUUCAAAUUGAUCUGUUAAGGCGAUGCUCUCCCCCCAAGUGCGUGAUAAUAACUUCACCUGCGUGAUUGAUGAGCAUUAUAUUCCCCGAGUACAUCACCUUAACAAAUAUAAUAUUUCUGUACAACAUCUAAAUGUUAACAUUGGACCAUAUUCUAUAUUAUAUCAUUAUUGGACCAAAAUAAAAUACUAGUAAUUCUCAACAAUAGAUAUAUAAUAUUGUAUUUUAACAUACGAUUUUUAACAUGAGCUUUAAGGAAUAGUGUCGGUACU
Amyelois transitella is the source of this 1181-nucleotide messenger RNA. RefSeq names its product homeobox protein MOX-2. Gene Ontology annotation, molecular function: DNA-binding transcription factor activity, RNA polymerase II-specific; RNA polymerase II cis-regulatory region sequence-specific DNA binding. The transcript is spliced from 3 exons. The record is from RefSeq and is a predicted model, not a curated record. Gene Ontology annotation, biological process: positive regulation of transcription by RNA polymerase II. Lineage: Eukaryota; Metazoa; Arthropoda; Insecta; Lepidoptera; Pyralidae. Bases 1 to 522 code for a protein of 173 amino acids. Gene Ontology annotation, cellular component: nucleus.